AUGAGUGCUCGGAUUAUAUGCCCAGAUGUCAGAAUCGUGGAAGUAGGGCCACGAGACGGCUUACAAAACAUACAAGAUCCUAUACCGACUAAGACGAAGCUGGAAUUAAUCCAGCGACUCAAAGAGACCGGACUACGUACUAUCGAGUUGACUUCCGUGGUAUCGCCGAAGGCUGUACCUCAGCUAGCGGACUGUCGGGAUGUCCUUGGUGACCCAAAUAUCAAACAGAGCUUGACAGAGCCUAAUAUUCGACAUCCGGUCUUAAUUCCGAAUAUCAAAGGACUGAAAAUUGCUAUCGAGCAUGGCGUUAAGGAAGUUGCCGUCUUUGUUAGCGCUACGGAGGGAUUCAGUAAAGCAAAUAUCAACUGCACUGUCGAUCAAGGAAUCACAAGGGCCAAGGAAGUGACUUCUUUGGCGCUACAAUCCAAUAUUGUGGUUAGAGGAUACGUAUCUUGCAUCUUUGAAGAUCCAUACGACGGCCCCACCUCACCAGCAUCUGUUCUUCAUUGCGUGCAAUCAUUACUCGAUGCCGGCUGCUACGAGAUUAGUCUAGGCGAUACCCUGGGUGUUGGCUCACCUUCUAACGUGCGAAACUUGAUAUCGUAUCUCGCGGAACAUGGUAUUCCGUUAAAAAAUCUUGCAGGUCAUUUCCACGAUACUUAUGGACAAGCAAUUGCGAAUGUCUGGGAAGCAUACACCUGUGGAAUCCGCGUUUUUGAUAGCAGUGUUGCAGGUCUGGGCGGCUGCCCCUUUGCCCCAGGAGCAAAAGGGAAUGUCGCUACAGAGGAUGUGGUAUACAUGUUUCAUAGUGCCGGAAUCAAAACAGGCGUUGAUAUAUUCAAGCUGGUCCAUACCGGAGUGUGGAUAUCAAAACAACUUUCCAUAACAAAUUCGAGCCGGGCUGGCACAGCAAUCCAUAUCAAAAAGAUGGAAUCUCUGUCUAUAGCGAAGAACCAGGCUUCCAAAGAUGUCUCGCUUCAGUGGAAUCUCGUUUCCAAGACACAGGGCCUACUUCUAUAUCGAUCUGAGGUGAAUAUGAAAAUCAUCUUGAACAGGCCGAAGAACGGCAAUGCGUUGACAGCAGACAUGAUUCAUGAUCUGACCACCACAAUCAACGACAUCAGCAACGAUCCUCAAAUCUCACGUAUUGUCAUAUCUGGAAAUGGAAAGUUUUUCUGUACAGGGAUGGACCUCGGCAAAGGCAGCACACCCGUUGGCCAAAAUGACUCAACAAGCAUGGCUCAGCUUAACCGCUUGACUGCCCUCUUUGAAGCUAUCGAUACCUCAUCUAAGGUUACAAUUGCAUGUAUCAAUGGGCCAGCUUUGGGUGGUGGUGUCGGACUUGCUUUUGCUUGCGAUAUACGGUUAUGUACAAAAGAUGCCAUGAUGACUUUAAGUGAAGUGAAGAUGGGGCUAUGUGCGGCCACAAUAUCAAAAUAUGUGAUUCGCGAAUGGGGUCUUCCAUUUACGCGAGAAGCUAUGCUAUCUGCUCGUCCUAUUGCUCCUAAGGAGUUGAAGGCGCUUGGUAUCGUCUCCCAGGUCUCCGAUUCUACUCCCAAGCUGCAUGCUCAUCUAGAUAGCUUUCUCAUUGCGCUAAAGGUAGCAUCCCCUGGUGCAUCUCGUAUGUCAAAGGAGUUGAUUAGGCUUGCAUGGACCAGUGCAGGGAGUGAUCAGCAAACUUCAGGUAUUAAGAAUAUAUUCAGUGAAAUGAUGAGCCCAGAUGCAGAUGGGGCUCAUGGUGUCAAGGAAUUCCAAGCUAGGAGAAAAGUGGAUUGGGAUUUGUAUACACAGAGAAUAUUGAAGCCAAAGCUCUGA
This is a messenger RNA of Penicillium angulare, 1815 nucleotides long. RefSeq names its product aldolase. The record is from RefSeq and is a predicted model, not a curated record. The transcript is spliced from 2 exons. Gene Ontology annotation, biological process: ketone body biosynthetic process; L-leucine catabolic process. Lineage: Eukaryota; Fungi; Ascomycota; Eurotiomycetes; Eurotiales; Aspergillaceae. The coding region runs from base 1 to 1815 and encodes 604 amino acids. Gene Ontology annotation, molecular function: hydroxymethylglutaryl-CoA lyase activity.